Opisthorchis viverrini is the source of this 1081-nucleotide messenger RNA. RefSeq lists its product as hypothetical. NCBI's taxonomy places the organism in Eukaryota, Metazoa, Platyhelminthes, Trematoda, Opisthorchiida, Opisthorchiidae. The coding region runs from base 1 to 471 and encodes 156 amino acids. The transcript has 4 exons. The record is from RefSeq and is a predicted model, not a curated record.
AUGGCCGCGUUACUGGGUGAGUGGCAAUGUGUAGAAAGCGAUGGAAUGGAUAUGGUGCUUGCUGCGUUUGGACAACACCAGAGCUUGCGUGAUCAACUGGAUUAUUUGCAUUCACACCUGACAAUCGAUUUGGUGGAGGAUGAACUUUACAUCGGAGAAGAAAUUGAUGGAAAACAUACGGAACAUACUUUCGUUCUUGGACAGGAACUGGAGGAGCUCACUUUAGACGGGCGAAUAGUACGGACCGUAUUUAUACUCGAAUCGGAAAGGCUGUUGCGUCAGAUCCAACGUCAUGGAUUCUCAGAAACUGUGAUAACUCGGGAAGUGAAAGAUGGUGUACUCACAGCGGUUGUACGCACACCAGAAGCGACCGCAAUACUGAAAUUCCACCGUAUUGGGAAUCCAAAGCGACGACCAACAAUCAGACGAUCGAAUCCGGACGUUCUCAAACCACCUUUAACGCCAAACUGAUUUUGCAGAUUCGAAGCAUAUACUCGUUCCCCCGCGGAACUGACGGGAAUUAGUUGUUAGCCUACUGGAUUUGUUUUGCCCAGACCGAUUAUGUCCCAUUUCCUAAACAUAAUAUGCUCUUCUCACCGAAUUUUGGCAGCCACACUUGGAACACACUUUUCAUUUUUAUUUACAUGGGUCUGUCACAAGUGAAGUCCAGCUGAGUUGCAGGAAUUCAAACUGCUACACAGUGUUCUGUUCUCAGUGGCUUUGGCGCAGGGCAGAAGCAAUCGUUUGUCCCUUAAACUUCCUCUGUAUGGGACUUAAUUCCCAGCACGCCGGGAGGGGGGGGGGGGGUUCGGAGGAUUUUUCUGUGUCGUCACAUUUUCCGAACAGACCCUCACACUUCAUGUCGCUUCAUGUCAGCCUUAUAUCGGUGGGUUACUCCAGUGUUUGAGAGCUUGAUCUACUUGGUGACCGGCCUAGACUUGAGACUUUGUUGAUUUCUUAUUUUGAUUUCCGCUUUCUUAGCAUGCUUUCGAUCGGAAUUCCUCAUGAUAUUUGAUUUACGACGGCUGAUGCGUAACUCAGACUGUUCGGCGCUGUGUUACGUGGUGCAACUGUGCAUUUG